CAGUGAUUUUCUGAUUUUUGAUUUUCGUGGAUUUGUGUUGUGUUGGAAUAUUUUCCGUCGUGGAGUGGAUAUUUGUGAAAUAUUUAAGUGCUAUUUAUUUUCAUUGAUAUUUUCUCAUGCUAUAGUUAUGAUAUAAAAUGUCUCAAAAAUCUUACUAUAUUGUAUUUAGUACGAUUCGUUAAAGUAAGGACAACAGCUGACAGCCAAAGAUAUUGGAAAGUGGUAACAAUAGUGUUUCAAAAUGGUUUUAGCAGAUUUGGGUCGAAAAAUAACGACUGCAUUGCAGUCGUUGAGUCGUGCUACUAUUAUAAAUGAAGAGGUUUUGAAUUCUAUGCUAAAGCAAAUCUGUGCAGCGUUAUUAGAAGCUGAUGUAAAUAUUCGUCUAGUUAAGAAUCUUCGUGAGAAUGUGCGUGCUGUCAUUGAUUUUGAUGAGAUGGCAGGGGGGCUCAACAAAAGACGGAUGAUACAAUCAGCCGUUUUCAAAGAACUUGUCAAGCUUGUCGAUCCAGGAGUAAAACCAUACCAGCCAAUCAAAGGGAAACCCAAUGUCAUAAUGUUUGUAGGGCUCCAGGGCUCUGGCAAAACCACAACUUGCACAAAACUGGCCUAUCAUUACCUGCGGAAAAACUGGAAAUCAUGUCUUGUGUGUGCUGACACAUUCCGAGCUGGAGCUUAUGAUCAAGUCAAACAGAAUUGUACCAAGGCGAGAAUACCAUUUUAUGGAAGCUAUACAGAAGUGGAUCCAGUAGUGAUUGCCUCAACAGGUGUGGAAAUGUUCAAAAAGGAGGGAUUUGAAAUGAUAAUUGUAGACACCAGUGGUCGGCACAAACAGGAAGAGUCCCUGUUUGAAGAGAUGUUGGCAGUUGCUAAUGCAAUUAAACCAGACAACAUUAUAUUUGUGAUGGACGCCACAAUUGGGCAGGCUUGUGAGUCUCAGGCCAAAGCUUUCAAAGAGAAAGUAGACAUUGGUUCUGUUAUUAUUACCAAGUUAGAUGGUCAUGCGAAAGGAGGCGGUGCAUUAUCAGCUGUAGCAGCAACAGAGAGUCCUAUAAUAUUUAUUGGUACUGGAGAGCAUAUUGAUGACCUUGAGCCAUUCAAAACUAAACCCUUCAUCAAUAAACUGCUGGGCAUGGGAGAUAUAGAAGGGCUGCUAGACAAAGUCAAUGAGCUAAAGUUGGAUGAUAAUGACGAACUCUUAGAAAAACUGAAACAUGGACAGUUUACACUGAGAGCCAUGUAUGAACAGUUCCAAAAUAUCAUGAAAAUGGGUCCUUUCUCACAAAUAAUGGGCAUGAUACCAGGAUUCUCCCAAGAUCUAAUGUCAAAAGGUAGCGAACAAGAAUCAAUGGCAAAACUGAAACGUCUUAUGACCAUUAUGGACUCUAUGAAUGAAGGCGAACUUGAUCAUCGCGAUGGCGCAAAAUUGUUUUCCAAGCAACCUACCCGCGUCACCAGAGUAGCUCAGGGCGCUGGCGUCACUGAGAGAGAUGUAAAAGACCUGAUUGCUCAAUAUACUAAGUUUGCAGCAGUUGUUAAGAAGAUGGGUGGUAUUAAGGGCCUGUUUAAAGGCGGUGAUAUGGCUAAAAACGUGAACCAAACUCAAAUGGCAAAACUUAACCAACAGAUGGCUAAAAUGAUGGACCCACGGAUUCUUCAACAAAUGGGUGGCAUGUCCGGCCUGCACAACAUGAUGCGCCAACUGCAGCAGGGUUCAAGUGGAAUGAACAGCCUGAUGGGUGGAAAAUGACCUUAAACUUCUCUUGUUAGCUUAAGUCCAUUGGCUGCAUAUUGAAACCAUCAACACCAUGUUAUUAAAGGUUAAGUCAAAUUAAAA
Maniola jurtina (meadow brown) is the source of this 1834-nucleotide messenger RNA. It is a transcript of the gene Srp54k, whose product is annotated as signal recognition particle 54 kDa protein. The record is from RefSeq and is a predicted model, not a curated record. Gene Ontology annotation, cellular component: cytosol; signal recognition particle, endoplasmic reticulum targeting. Gene Ontology annotation, molecular function: 7S RNA binding; GTP binding; GTPase activity. Bases 242 to 1747 code for a protein of 501 amino acids. The transcript is spliced from 7 exons. Lineage: Eukaryota; Metazoa; Arthropoda; Insecta; Lepidoptera; Nymphalidae. Gene Ontology annotation, biological process: SRP-dependent cotranslational protein targeting to membrane; SRP-dependent cotranslational protein targeting to membrane, translocation.